This is a messenger RNA of Bombus huntii, 7765 nucleotides long. It is a transcript of the gene twin, whose product is annotated as CCR4-NOT transcription complex subunit 6-like. The record is from RefSeq and is a predicted model, not a curated record. Gene Ontology annotation, cellular component: nucleus; CCR4-NOT complex; cytoplasm. NCBI's taxonomy places the organism in Eukaryota, Metazoa, Arthropoda, Insecta, Hymenoptera, Apidae. Bases 281 to 1540 code for a protein of 419 amino acids. Gene Ontology annotation, biological process: nuclear-transcribed mRNA poly(A) tail shortening. Gene Ontology annotation, molecular function: poly(A)-specific ribonuclease activity. The transcript has 8 exons.
CCACGUUAUCGUUCAUCUUAUCGUCGAUAUUCAGAGUUCUCAAAAUUCUAUCGACGAUAUACAGGAUGAGUCAGGACAUGUGGAAAGUGCAGCAGCAGUUGAUUCGGCACAUUGAAAUAAAAAGAGAAGUCCGUAUAAAUACGUGACAUAUACCUCACUUGUACUUACAAUUGAUAGUAUCAGACAAAGCACGUAAGAAUGAAAAUUUAGAUUUAGCACGUGUAUUCAUUGCACGGUAAUAAGAAGCAUAACCAAAGUUCAUUUUCCUUCUCAAUAAUAUAUGCAAUUAAUGAGAAUAUUUUUACCUGUUUCAGGUAAGCAAACCAAUUCUACUGCCAUUGGAAGAUGUAUCGAAUUUUCAUCGCUCAGUCAAAGCGUAUUUACUGCAAAUCAUCCACCUCAAAGACCAUGGAUUCCAUUGACGAGACCGAAUAGGACGAGACCAACAUGUAUAUUCACAGUGAUGUGUUACAAUGUAUUAUGCGACAAGUAUGCGACUCGGCAAAUGUACGGUUAUUGUCCGAGUUGGGCGCUCGAUUGGGAAUAUCGGAAAAAAGGGAUCCUGGAUGAGAUACGACAUUAUGCCGCGGACAUAAUUAGCCUGCAGGAGGUCGAAACGGACCAAUUCUACAAUUUCUUCCUGCCAGAACUUAAACACGAUGGCUACGAUGGCAUAUUUUCUCCAAAAUCUCGAGCGAAGACGAUGGCGGAGAAUGAUCGUAAAUACGUAGAUGGAUGUGCUAUAUUUUACAGAACAGCGAAAUUUACGUUAAUAAAAGAGCAUUUAGUCGAAUUUAACCAAUUGGCAAUGGCAAAUGCAGAAGGUUCUGACAACAUGCUAAAUCGUGUAAUGCCAAAGGAUAAUAUUGGAUUGGCUGCCCUGCUUAGGACCAAGGAGGCUGCUUGGGAUAAUGGAAUUCCAUCUGAUCCAGCACAAGUUCAACAACCGAUUUUAGUUUGCACAGCCCACAUUCAUUGGGAUCCAGAAUUUUGCGAUGUUAAAUUAAUACAGACAAUGAUGCUCAGUAAUGAAUUACGUUCCAUUUUGGACCAAGCUGGCCAGUCUUUCAGACCUGGUCACAAGCCUGAUUCUUCCAAUGUUCAACUGUUACUUUGUGGCGACUUCAAUUCUCUGCCUGACUCCGGUGUAAUUGAAUUUCUUACUUCGGGGCGAGUAGCGGCUGAUCACCGUGACUUUAAAGACUUAGCUUAUAAAUCAUGCUUACAGAAGAUCUCUGGUUGCGAUAAACCUAAUGAAUUCACUCAUUCUUUUAAACUUGCAUCUGCAUAUAGUGAAGAUAUCAUGCCCUAUACUAAUUAUACAUUCGAAUUCAAAGGUAUAAUAGAUUACAUUUUCUACUCGAAACAAAGUAUGGUACCAUUAGGACUUUUAGGUCCUCUAAAUGCAGAUUGGUUUAAAGAACAUAAAGUAGUUGGUUGUCCACAUCCACACGUUCCAUCGGAUCAUUUUCCUUUAUUAGUAGAGCUUGAAAUGACACCAACAGUAGGAACAAGCAAUGGAUUGAUCUCACGCAGGUAGCAACCGCUGCGAUCUAGGCCCAAAUAAAUAUAAGGGAAUAACAAAAGAUAAUAAGAAAGAAAUCCCCAUCACAUUUUCUCUUACUUCUGGCUCUAGCAAUAUCACUCGCAGUCGACAGUUACUUCAAUAGUGAAUGUUACAAAUACUCCAUAUUACCGCACAUUCGACACAAGUUAUUAGAUACUGAUGAAUAAUUCUAAUGACCAGGUGAAGGGAGGUGUGUUGUAAUGCGUUUAGCCCAUGUAUAGUGUAUUGCAUUUUUAAGAAAUAACUUUCCCAUAUUAAGAGUAUUUUAACCUUUACUACCAUCGUAAUAUGUAGAUACCUAUUUUCCUACAAAAAGAUAUUCCGAUCAAGCCUCUGUGAUAUUCACAUUAACAAUUGGAACAACUCACAUAUUUAUUAACAAAUUAGUAUCUACUAGAAAAUCCCUAAUCUCUUCCUAAAUGUCAUUACAACAUUCUCCAAGCCAACUUUUUGAUAAGAAUGCUGCCAUCCAAUGAGAAAUUGUAUUUUUAAAGAAAACAAAAACAAAAAAUAUGAAAACAUACACACUAUACUGGGCUGUGCGAAGUGAUUGGAGUUAACUUAACGAUUUCAAUGCAAGUACAAAUCUGUUCUUAUUGGCCACGUAUAUUGAGAAUGAUAAUGUUAUAUAAGUAAAUAGAUAAUAUUGUAGCGAGUGUAUUUGUAAGUAUAAUAAUGUAAUGAUGUUCAUCAUUCACAGUAUCCUGAAAAUCAGUUGACAUUCAUUCAUUAGACGUUCAGUUCCAGUUAUUAUAGAUAACGAAUACUAAUUUACUACUUGUUAAUUCAGUUGCAUAUAAUCUAAAUUGUAUAGCAAAACUUAUUUUUUUUAAUCUUACUUUGUAUUAUAUAUUUCUUCUUUAAAUUUUCAGGGUUUGUAAGUAUUGUUAUAUUAAAUACAAUGAUUUUUUGAGUCAGUAAUAGCGAUCUUACUAAGCGUUUAUAAUUUUUAUCUAACAUAAUUCAAUGCAAAAAUGAAGAUUGGAACAAAUUUCUAUCCAUUUAUUUCUCAUACAACAUCUGUUUCUGUAAGAAAAAUGUAUACAAUUUCAUUUAUCAUCAACGUAAUAUUUUAUUGUAUCAUAAUACAUUUUAUUAUUCUGCACAAAAAAUGUUAUAGUAUCUUUGUAAAUGUUUUAUAAAUAUUUUAGUAGGCCUCAAAUAAUAAUAGAAGAUUACAAUUGAAACAUUUUCAUAUUUUAAUGUUACAUAGUAUCAUCAUAACAGAUAUAGAAAUUUAUUAUUUUUAAUUAAUUAUUGAUUAUUGAUAUAAAUAAAUAAAUAUAUAUAUAUAUAAUAUAUAUAUAAUAUAUAUAUAUAUACACAUAAUAGGUUCCAAAACGUUGAUAUUUUUCUGAUAAUGCUUUUAGUUUUUUCAUUAAAAAUAAGCUACUUUUAUUUUUUAUGUAAUUAAAUACAAAACGUGUAUACGAAGAGCAGUAAUUCAAAGUAAGAUCUUCAACUUCAGCAAUUGUAAAAGUUGCUUAGAUGAACCUAAAUACCUGUUAGCAUUUAUAAUGACUAGUGUUCCUACACAUUUUAUAAACAAAACGGCACUACCGAUAUACUGUAUAGUUGUCAUAAUGAAAACUAUCAAAUGGGCUUGUCUUCUAUUCACAUUUGACAAAAGCAACAACUGAAUUAUACAAGUAGUAAACGAUUAGUUUAACAAAGACAUAUGUGUAGUAAAUGUUGUAUAAAGUAGGUAAUUACAAUAUAGUUUUAAUUAAUGAGGAUAGAAGUGGCAAUCCCUAUUUGUAUAUGCAUUCACAAAUAAACACAUGGUAAUUGAACAUACAUACAAAAUAUGCUAGGAUAAUUAUUCAUAAUUUCAAGCCAAUUUCUCUUUAUCUUAUUUAAAAAAUUUUGCAUCCAAUUUUAAAACUUAUCAUGAUAUGAAUCAAGUAAAUGAUAUCUGAUGUUAAUACUUUUUCAAAUUCAAUUGACGCAAUUUUCUUGAUAAUAUCAAUACUAAAUGCUUUUGACUUCCGCAUAUCUUUUUUUCUAGUGUAUUAUUAGUAUUGUAAAUUACAUUAUUUGCUACAUAGUAUAAAAUUUCUUAUAACAAAAUAAAAUUUGACAGAAUAAUCUAUAUUCUUCAAGUAAUAUCAAAUAUUAAAUCAUAAUUAAAUGCUUUUAAUUUGACAAAUGUCUGUAUUCUUUAUGUGAAACAGAAUCGAUAUUAAAGUAGAUCAUAUAAUAUCUGUUAUUUUCAAAAAAUAAAUUUUUCUUACAAGCAUAAUAUUCAAAACAUUUUAUUUCAAAUAAUUAUUUUGUCAUUCUGACAUUCAACAAAUUCAGAUACAUAGGUAUUUUUUUAAAUUUCUGUUCAUAAUUUGCAAGACAUAUUUCAGUAAUAAAAUAUAUAUUUCUUAUAGCAAUUACAUUUUGUUGGAGAAAUAUUAAAACAAGGCAGAGCAACUAAUAAUUUAUCUAAAGCAUUAAUGAAACAAAUACAUACUGUCCUUUGUUUUAAUAAUGAUGAAAGCAUUAGAUAACAACAUGUGUUUUCAUGCAUUUUGGCUGACACAAAUGCCAUAUGCCAUAGUAUUCAAAAUAGCUUUGUUAAAUAGAAGCUCGGAAGGAUUAAUAAUCAAUAUCACAUUCUUGCUUAGAGUUUAUGUAUGUACUUUGAAGUACUAUGGUUCUCAGAAUGUAUAAAAAUAUGAAUUUAGGUAAUAAAGAAAAAAAGAACAAUUGAAUUGAAUACGAAUUAUUCAUUGACUGGCACAUAACAACUACAAAAUUGUAUCAUUAAUCAAAAAUUUAUGUAAUUCAAGUUAAUAUUUAACUUUGUUAUACUAUAUAAUAAAUCGAGAACCGCAGUUCUUCAAUAUAGUAACACUACUUUCGCUAAUGUGCUUUCAUAUAAACUAUAAUACAAAGAAGAUUGUAAAAAGCAUCGACAAUUUCAUAUAAUUUCUUGUUUUAAGAAUAUAUACAUAGUAUCCCUUGUUAUAAAAUAAAGAUAGCAGCACUCUUACAAAAAUCUUAAAUAUGUCUUAAACAGUUCGAUGAAUUCUUAUAAAAAUUUAGUGGUCCAUUUUCAUUUGUAUAAUUGAUAUUCAUAUAUGAGAUUUAUAAAUGUUACCCUAAUGCUAUUACACAAAAUUUAUAUAAUGACAUAUUUUAUACAUCGGAAGAUCAUCAACAUUUUGUAAACAAUUUGAAAACAUUGGAAAAAUACCAUAUCCGUGCUUGACAAAUUCUAAUCACUGAUAUGGCAUACAUAUUUGUGUGUAUAUAAAAGAAAUCAACUGUUUACAAUUUAAUUAGAUGUAUAACAGUAUUAACAAUUGAUAUAUGUGAUAAAAAAAAAGUAUAUAAGACGUUUAUAAUGAAGGCAGUUAACAAACAUUCUAGAAUUUACAUUAUUUUGUUUAACAACAUUCUUGUUUAGCAAUAUUUCAUUUUAAUACAUAUGAAACAAUACUUCUUCUACUAUAUUAAAACAAAAAGUCUAGUCAAUUAGCGCUGUAUUAAAAUUAGAUUAUUACACAUUUUUUAAUGAACUCUUCUUUAUAUAUCAAUAUUUGUAGAAUUGAUUAUAAAUAAAUGAAUUAUUUAAAAGAUGAGAUGAUUACAUACGUAUGACAAUAAAUGGAGUACUUAGAUAGAAUUAAAGAAUCAUUUAGAUAAACAUUUACUUUUAAUGAACAGAAAUCAUACAUUAAUGAAAUACAUUAGUUCAUUUCAAUCCGCUUUGUGUGUAAAGAUAUGAGUUUGUGAAAUUUUGUUUCAAUUAAUAUUAAAUUUUUUCAUGUUUAAUGAAUUAAUGCUGCAGGAAGGAUAUAUCAAUAUUGAACGAUGUAUUUUUAAGAUAAAAAAAAUAUAAUUAUAAAAUUUAUUCUGGUAUUAGUAAACAAGCAGUUAAUUACUUUAUAUACAUAUAUAUAUAUAUUUUAAUACAACUUUACACACACUUUACAUUCCAUAUUCAUAAAGAUAUAAAUGAUCAAGUAAUGAUUUUAUUGUGAAAUAUUAUAUUUUUGAAUAUAAUAUUUAAUACCUUAAUUAGUACUUAUAUUAGAACAAAAUUUCACUAGAAAUCAUAGAUUAUUUCUUUGUGAAACCCACUAAAUUUUAUAACAAAAACAAAAAUGUACUAAAUUGUUAUAAAUGUGUAGAAUUAACUGGAAUGACGCUGAAUAAUAAAAUGAUAUAAAAUAUUGACAAUAUGAGAAUUCAUCGAACUGAUAUAAUAUGAUUUCAAUUAUGAAUUUAAAAAUAUUUCUUGCAUAUAAUUUGCAUAUUUACAAUUUUAUCUUAUUAAAUUCAUAAAUGAGUUUAAAAAUAGUUAUGGAAUUUUUUAAAUAUGUUAAUUUUCAAUCUUCUGAGCUCCUCCAUAUAAUAUGUAGAAGAUUCAACAUUAGUUUUAAUUAACUAGUAAUAAUAAACAUUUUUAUGUGAUUAAAAAUAUAUUAGUUAUCAGUCUUGUAUGAUGUGAACACAAUGUUUUGUUUGAAAUGUUUGGUACAUCUUUAACAGUUUGAUCAAACGUAUGUAGUCAAUGCCUUUACCUUUCUGUACUCUGUAAUUUUGGGCAUACUACGUAAUAUAAGUAUAUAUACAUAAAUACAAAAUGACACUAUACGCGCAAUGUUAAUAGAAUAAUAUUGCUUUUAAAUUAAGUCCAACAAUAUAACAAAACAUAUAGAUUUGAAAUUACCACACUGUAAUAGUGUUUAAUAAUAAUAAUUUAUCAGAAUGUAGUAUAUAAUAUACUUAUUUAUUAAUAUAUACGUACAUAUAUGUAACAUAAUAUUUAAAAAUAUAUUUGCAUUUAGCAGUUAUAUGGUACAAUAUAACAAACGACACCAAAAGAACCAUUUUUAAUACAAGACACUUUAUAAUAAUUAUUUAUUCAUAAAAAUAUUACUUUUUUUAGUUUGUCGCACGUGAUACUAGAAUUCUUACUAAUAUCUUAAUAUUGAACAAAUAUUUUAUAAUUGUCUGGUUUGAAAAAAUAUGGCUUAUUAAAAUCAAUAUACUACAAUUAUAAUUUGCAGUAUAUAGCCAUUUUUAUAUAUUAUGUUUCUACAAACGAUCUUAUAUUAAGUAGAAAUAAUACAAUAAUAGAACUAAUGCAAAAUACGACAUAAUUUUUUUAACAUAAUCCCAAAGAUAAUUUGAUAUAAAUUAUUCUAUAAUUUCAUUUCGUAUUGCCUCGUGUAUGUGAUUUAUUUGCUUGAACAAAGUGCAAUGUUAAUUAUAUUCUAUAUAAUAUUGCGUGAUAGUGUCGAUUUUUGACUUCCAUAAAUAAGAAUAGAAUUAUAUUAGAGUACAAUAAGACAAGCACAGCACAUUUCAGUCUGUACUUUUAUAAGAACACGAUAACAAAUUAUAAACAUUGGAACAUAAUUCUUGCGUCCAUCAUAAGAAUAAUUACAUUUCAGUGUUAAUAUUGUAAAUUCAAUCAGAUUUCGUGUACGCUUUUGGAAAUUUUUUACCUGCUAUAUUGGAAAUGUUGGAAUCAAGACUUAUUUUAUUAGAGUCUUUGUUUUGUCUCUAAAGGUAAAAAAUAUUAAUUUAAGCAAAUAAUUUAAUCACUGAAAGAAUAAAAUUCUUUAAAAACAUAUGAUAUAAUUAUUAUAAUAUAUGGUUACACAAAAUUUUUUAAAUAUCAAUUUUUUAAUCAAUGAAUUUUUAAUGAUUAAAUAUCUUCUAAAAAUAUAUUUUUAAAGCGAUGUCAUUUUUACUUAAAAUAUGUCAUGUACGAUAUACUGCAUAAUCAUAAAUUUGUAAAUUCUAUUCACAAUUUUAUAUAAGAAUGUCUCAUCAUAAUAAUUCUUCAUAUAAACAUAUUAUAAAUUUAUUGCCAACUAUAAUUGUAAUUUUAAUUUUUUCACUUAAUUAGUUAAUGAUGAUUCCUCAUUACUAUAUACCUAUAUAAAUACUCAAAGAUCUAUUGAAAGUACAAAUAUGUAGCAACACGAUCCUGAUUGAAUAAUGGAAGAAAAGAGUUGUAAAGACAUACUAGAGGAGAGAAUGUGUCUAGUAGAAUAUAUAAAAGUUUGAAUGCUCUGUCAGUUUGCACUUAAAUAUCUUUUUAUUUAAAUACCUAUCUUAAAAUAAUAUGUAAUUUACUUUUUAUUGAAAAUGCAAUGAUUGUAUAUGGGCUGCGUUUGAGUCAUGAUUGAAUGUAACAGUUUAUUAACUAACAUAAAAUAAAUUAAAAAUAUUCAGAAAAUAAAAUAA